AUAUACAGUUGAGGGGGAGGGGGUGGAAUGAAUGGAAGAGGAGCGAGGAGAGAAGGGAAGUGAAGAGAAGGCCAUGAGAGGAGUUGCAGGAAGGACGCAAAGGGAAGCGGACAGCCUUCGGGAAAAACGAAUCGCCAAAGGGCGCCACUUGUGUAAAAGCAAGACCCACACAUGCCUCACUGUUUCACUUGACACGUGUUCUUCUCCCUCCUCCAUUCCCCUGCCAUCUGGUUCUUCUUUCUUUCUUUUUUCUUCCUGUUCUUCUUCCUCUUCUUCGCUCUCUCUCUCUCUCUCUCUCUCUCUCUUCACCAUCUUGUUUUCAAGAACCAAUGAUUAUACUUUUCAAUAAAUUAAGCCAAUUGCAACCGUAGCCCAUUCGCUUCCCCAUUCAGUAUUUUCUCAGCUCCUCUGUUUUAAUUUUCUCGGUGGUUCUUGGAAUUUGUAUUGGCUCUGCUAGGAUAGAACAGUACCCAUUUUUUGUUGUUGAAGUGCGAAGAGGAGAAGGAGGGGAGAGAGGGUGUGGAAAUGGCAGGGAAUGAGUGGAUAAAUGGGUACUUGGAGGCAAUUCUGGACACGGGGGCAGCGGCGAUUGACGAGCAGAAGGUGAUGGCGGUGAACCUGAAGGAGCGGGGGCAUUUCAAUCCCACGAAGUACUUUGUGGAGGAGGUGGUGACGGGGGUGGAUGAGACCGACCUCCACCGCACAUGGAUCAAGGUCGUUGCCACUCGCAACACCCGCGAGCGUAGCUCCAGGCUCGAAAACAUGUGCUGGCGCAUUUGGCAUCUUGCCCGCAAGAAGAAGCAGUUGGAAUGGGAUGAUUUACAACGGGUGGCUAAACGGAGGUGGGAGCGGGAACAAGGACGCAGAGAUGCAACAGAAGACAUGUCUGAAGACUUGUCGGAAGGAGAAAAGGGGGACGGUAUUGGGGAACUGAUGCAAAGCGAGACUCCAAGAAAAAGGUUCCAACGUAACUUCUCCAACUUGGAAGUAUGGUCGGAUGACAACAAGGAAAAGAGACUUUACAUUGUCCUUAUCAGUUUGCAUGGUUUGGUCCGUGGAGAAAACAUGGAGCUUGGUCGUGAUUCGGAUACCGGUGGUCAAGUCAAAUAUGUAGUGGAGCUUUCUCGUGCACUUGCUAGGAUGCCUGGUGUGUAUAGGGUAGAUCUAUUCACUCGCCAAGUCUCCUCACCGGAAGUGGAUUGGAGCUAUGGAGAGCCAACAGAGAUGCUAACUGCUGGUGCUGAAGAUGAUGAUGGGAAUGACGUGGGCGAAAGUAGUGGGGCAUAUAUUGUAAGGAUACCCUUCGGUCCACGUGAUAAAUAUCUCCGGAAAGAAUUAUUAUGGCCCCAUAUUCAGGAAUUUGUAGAUGGAGCUCUAGCUCACAUUCUAAAUAUGUCCAGAGUUUUGGGAGAACAAAUUGGUUCCGGUCAACCUGUGUGGCCAUAUGUGAUUCAUGGUCAUUAUGCCGAUGCAGGGGAUAGUGCUGCUCUUCUCUCGGGUGCUUUAAAUGUCCCAAUGGUUCUAACGGGACAUUCUCUGGGGAGGAACAAGCUAGAGCAGCUUCUUAAGCAAGGGAGGCAAUCAAAAGAGGAUAUCAAUUCAACAUAUAAGAUUAUGAGGAGGAUAGAAGCAGAAGAGCUUUCCCUUGAUGCUGCAGAACUUGUUAUCACGAGUACCAAGCAAGAGGUUGAGGAGCAGUGGGGGCUCUAUGAUGGGUUUGAUGUUAAGCUUGAGAAAGUUCUGCGUGCCCGUGCCAGACGUGGGGUUAAUUGCCAUGGUCGUUUCAUGCCAAGGAUGGCGGUUAUUCCUCCAGGCAUGGACUUCAGCAGUGUUGUGGUUCAAGAAGACAAUACCGAUGUUGAUGGAGAACUUACAGCACCUACUGGUGCAGAUGGGUCAUCUCCAAAGGCUGCCCCAGCAAUAUGCUCAGAAGUAAUGCGUUUCCUCACAAAUCCCCAUAAGCCAAUAAUCUUGGCCUUAUCAAGACCAGAUCCAAAAAAGAAUUUAACUACUCUUUUGAAAGCUUUUGGUGAAUGCCGUUCAUUAAGAGAGCUUGCUAAUCUUACACUUAUUAUGGGGAACAGAGACGAUAUAGAUGAAAUGUCAUCUGGGAAUGCCAGUGUGCUUACAACAGUUUUAAAACUAGUCGAUAAGUAUGACCUCUAUGGGCAAGUGGCCUACCCGAAGCAUCACAAGCAAAAUGAUGUUCCAGAUAUCUACAGGCUUGCAGCUAAAACAAAGGGAGUUUUCAUAAAUCCAGCUCUGGUUGAACCUUUUGGACUUACCUUGAUUGAGGCAGCGGCACAUGGACUUCCAAUGGUAGCUACUAAAAAUGGUGGUCCAGUUGAUAUUCAUCGGGCAUUGAACAAUGGUCUGCUCGUAGACCCUCAUGAUCAGGAAGCGAUUGCAGCUGCGUUGCUUAAACUGGUGUCAGAGAAGAACUUAUGGCUUGAUUGCAGAAAUAAUGGUUGGAAAAACAUACACCUGUUCUCAUGGCCUGAGCAUUGCCGGACCUACUUGACAAGGGUUGCUGCCUGCCGGAUGAGGCAUCCACAGUGGCAAACAGACACGCCAGUGGAUGAAAUGGCUGCUGAAGAGUCCCUCAACGAUUCGCUCAAGGAUGUGCAAGAUAUGUCCCUUAGGCUUUCUGUUGAUGGGGAAAAAGCUUCACUAAAUGAAUCAAUUGAUCAUUCUGCUGCAGCAUCAGGUGAAUCUGACGUCCAAGACCAGGUGAAACGAGUCCUAAGCCGGAUUAGGAAGCCAGAAGCUGACCAAAAAGAUUCUGAAGGUGGAAAGGGACAGCUUGAUAAUGUUCCGAGCAGGUAUCCCAUGUUGAGGCGUCGUAGAAGAUUGAUUGUUAUAGCACUUGAUUGCUAUGAUAGCAAUGGAGCUCCUGAAAAUAAGAUGAUUCAGAAAGUGCAGGAAAUAAUUAAGGCUGUCCGCUCUGACUCGCAGACUUCAAGAUUAUCAGGGUUUGCAUUUUCAACGGCCAUGCCACUGUCAGAGACAAUAGAGUUAUUGAAAUCAGGAGAGAUCCCAGCAAGUGAGUUUGAUGCUCUAAUUUGUAGCAGUGGGAGUGAAGUCUAUUACCCAGGUACUUGUGCAGAAGAUGGAAAGCUUUGUCCAGACCCAGAUUAUGCAUCACAUAUUGACUACCGCUGGGGUUAUGACGGUUUGAAGAAAACCAUCUGGAAGCUGAUGAAUACAAAUGAAGGUAGACGAGAGAGUAGCAAUAAUUCCUCCAUUCCCAUUGAGGAAGACACAAGAGCAAGCAAUGCCCAUUGCGUCUCUUACUUGAUCAAGGACCCCAGUAAGGCAAAGAGGGUGGAUGAUAUGAGGCAAAAGCUGAGGAUGCGGGGUCUGCGCUGCCAUCUGAUGUAUUGCAGGAACUCGACCCGAAUGCAAGUCAUUCCUCUCCUUGCAUCCAGAGCACAGGCACUGAGGUAUCUGUUUGUCCGGUGGGGACUGAACGUCGCAAACAUGUGUGUCAUUCUGGGUGAAACAGGAGACACGGACUAUGAGGAACUGAUUUCAGGAACCCACAAGACUCUGAUCAUGAAAGGCGUGGUUGAGAAAGGUUCGGAAGAGUUGCUUAGAACGACUGGUAGCUAUGCGAGGGAUGACAUUGUUCCAGGAGAAAGCCCGCUGGUCAGCUACACAAGCGGGGAAGCAACAGCUGAAGAAAUUGCAAAUGCUUUAAAGCAAGUUUCUAAAGCUGCUGCAGGAAUGUAACCUGUAAGAUGGUGGGCGUAUUCUCUUUUGGAUGCCCAGGCAAGCUUACUGUAGGUGCCUUUGGGCGCAAUUUAUUUUUUCAAGAGAAGGAAGAGCAGUUACAAAAAUUGUGGACGAAAGAGGGGAGUUUAUUGAAGAUGACAACUGAGAAAAGAGGGAGUUUGACAAGCUUCAAGAAGAAGAUCAAAAGCCAAAAAGCUUGAAGCCAAGUGCUGAGCCGUCGCAGGGCUUUGAACACACGUUAUACAGGGGGUAAUUAAUAGCAUCAAUUCCAUCGGGGUGAAAUUCAUUGUGCUGGAAAUUGAAUCAGAUGCCACUCCAAAGCAUCAUUCUCAGUCUGACUUUUUGGUUUCCAAACGUUCUUUCAUUUAUAGAAGCCUCUUGAGUAUCCGUUUGUAGGAAAUUGGGCUGCCAGAAGGAAACCAAGGUGUAAACUGAACAAAUUUGCAAUCAUUGAACGCAAAUGAAACAAAAGCAAUAAGUAAACACGACAA
Molecule: messenger RNA, 4226 nt
Organism: Malania oleifera
Lineage: Eukaryota; Viridiplantae; Streptophyta; Magnoliopsida; Santalales; Ximeniaceae
Product: probable sucrose-phosphate synthase 3
Exons: 13
Coding region: 526-3732 (1068 amino acids)
Biological process (GO): sucrose metabolic process
Molecular function (GO): sucrose-phosphate synthase activity; sucrose synthase activity
Source: RefSeq, a predicted model, not a curated record